AGGUGAGAAGAAGUUUUUGGGCUAAGAGCAUGUAAUAACAAGAAACGGUCAUUGGUUCUACAGUAUACUAGGGCUAAAAAUGUCGUGUAAAACCAACAAAAGUGACUUGCCAUCCUAACCCUAAACCAACACCCCGUUUUCUUAUUCUGUUGGUGCUCGUUUCUUAUGCAACUAUAUAUCUUCUUGUGGACUUCUUUCUGUUGUAUUUAAUGAUAAAGAAUUCAUAGCUAGAUAGGUGUUCAACAUUGAAAGUACUGUUGGCCAUCGAUCCAUGGAGGAAUAUUCUUUGGCCGGUAAUUCAAGUGAUGAUGCAAAGAGUACUGCUUGCCCUAGAGGUCACUGGAGACCUGCUGAGGAUGACAAACUCAGGCAACUGGUUGAACAAUAUGGUGCACAAAACUGGAAUGAUAUUGCAGAGAAGCUCCAAGGAAGAUCAGGGAAGAGUUGCAGAUUGAGGUGGUUUAAUCAACUUGAUCCUAGAAUCAACAGGAGACCCUUCAGUGAAGAGGAAGAAGAGAGACUACUAGCAGCUCAUCAAGUUCAUGGAAACAAGUGGGCAUUAAUAGCCAGAGUAUUUCCAGGUCGAACGGAUAAUGCUGUGAAAAAUCAUUGGCAUGUAAUAAUGGCGAGAAAGCAAAGGGAACAAUCCAAGCUAUGUGGAAAGCGGAGAUAUCAAGAUAGUCUAAGUGACUCCAAUCCCCCCUCCAGUAGUUCGCAUGCAAGGAAAUCUAGGACUCAAGAGCUGUUCAGUUCGAGAAUUGGAUUUGAGGACUCUAGAGAGUGCGAAUUUCGAAACCCCAGUAAAGAUAGGACAUUCUCAAUAUCUCCUUCUAGUUCUUCACCUUCUUGGAAUUCCCCCCCAUCAACUUUAGCAGCUUCAAACAAUUGUUCUUUGGUGGAUUUAUCGAGAAGGAAAGGAAGAGAUAAUUACUUCAACUCAAGUUUAUUAUGCACCACCGAGAGCUCCAAAGUCUCCGAUCAAUCUAUUUAUAGAUACCAUAUGAAUUCUUCAGGGCGUAGCAGCAACUGGAGUUCCAGUAAAUUCGGGCUUCCAAACUAUAGAAGGGUUGUUCCAAGUCCAUUAGGAUACCUUAAACUUGGAGAUGAUUAUGGAAACCAUGGAAUGAUCAAGAAAGAGUUGUAUUGUCAUAAUUCAUCCACAUUAAAGAAUAUGAGAGCGACGAGUAACCAUCAAGAGCAACGAGAUCAUGAAUCUAUCAGACACAAGGAUGUUCCUUUUAUAGAUUUUCUUGGUGUGGGUAUAUCUUCUUGAUCACCCACAAAAACUCCAAUUAUAUUUUAUCACAUGCAUGAUAGUACUGUAGGGCUUACACUUUCUUUCGAUCCUGUGAAAAAUGUUGAUGGCAUGAAAAUUAAGUAACAGCCGUAUCGUAGCUUUCAUGUAAUUUAUACUUGGUAACAAUUCAUAUAUAUAUAUAUAUUGCAAGAUUCAAGCGUAAUAA
Molecule: messenger RNA, 1463 nt
Organism: Populus trichocarpa (black cottonwood)
Lineage: Eukaryota; Viridiplantae; Streptophyta; Magnoliopsida; Malpighiales; Salicaceae
Product: transcription factor MYB56
Exons: 2
Coding region: 272-1273 (333 amino acids)
Biological process (GO): regulation of DNA-templated transcription
Cellular component (GO): nucleus
Molecular function (GO): RNA polymerase II cis-regulatory region sequence-specific DNA binding; DNA-binding transcription factor activity, RNA polymerase II-specific
Source: RefSeq, a predicted model, not a curated record